Messenger RNA from Leucoraja erinaceus (little skate), 3857 nucleotides. RefSeq lists its product as uncharacterized. The record is from RefSeq and is a predicted model, not a curated record. The coding region runs from base 1840 to 3111 and encodes 423 amino acids. NCBI's taxonomy places the organism in Eukaryota, Metazoa, Chordata, Chondrichthyes, Rajiformes, Rajidae. The transcript is spliced from 2 exons.
CUGCACAGCCACACGGAGCCAGGUGAGCCACCUGAGCAGCUGGCCUUACUGCACAGCCACACGGAGCCAGGUGCGGGGAAACACUCCACAUACUGACCAUCCCUGGGUUGGAGAGAGGGUGGAAGAGGCAGUGAUAAGACUGGUGAUCCGCAGGGGGGUGACCAUUCAGGGCCAAUGACAUACGGGGUGACAAUAGACAAUGGACAAUAAACAAUAGGUGCAGGAGUAGGCAAUUCGGCCCUUCGAGCCAGCACCGCCAUUCAAUGUGAUCAUGGCUGAUCAUCCACAAUCAGUACCCCGUUCCUACCUUCUCCCCAUAUACCCUGACUCUGCUCUCCCUAAGAGCUCUAUCUAACUCUUAGUGGUUGUGACUUGGUGGCCUCAGUCAGUGCUGCAUGAUCCAUGGAGGCCUCUCUCCCAUAACUGGAAGCAGCUCCUUUCACUUGUCAGCAGCACCUUGGCUGCAAUGUUUCUGGUGAAACUUUAAACGCCAGUUGGAGCUGCCACCUGAAGGAGGCUUUUAGGAAAGGAUCUAUACCACCCGGUCAUGGUGAUGUCCAUGCCUAUUGCAUGCUGCCCGAAGUUCAGGCUCCAAGCUGCAUGUGUCAGUGCAGUUCAGAUCCAAGACUGACAACCAUCACCUUGUAUCUAAUCCAGGACAUCUUUGUCGUGUCAGAAACUAACAAUGCCUUUGCAGACGAAAUGUGUAGGAGGAUCUCGACCCAAAAUUACCACCCAUUCCUUCAAUCCAGAGAUGCUACCUCUUGUAGUCACUUGAACUCUUUGAUGUCUUUACAGGCUGCUCUCAGCAGUGGCUGUUUCACCAUUUGUUGUCAGGUUUCAGUAAACAUUUCACAUCAUGCUCAGGUUUGAUGGUGCAUUAUUGCAUCAUCUGGCCUGAGUUCACAUAAGGCCAGGUUUACUGUUGCCAGCCCUCAUCAUGAACUGGCCCUGCCACCCGUCUCUAUUCUCCUACAGUGGAGACUCCAGUGCUGGCCUUCCACGCACAGCCGACCUCUCACUCACACGCACACCAGCGGCGGCAGAAUCCCGUUCCACAGCUGUCUGCAGGGUGUUGUGCUCAGAUGGCGGAACAUGGAAGACUAACUCUCCUGCAUUGAUGGGUGGGGUGAAGUCAAAUUGGCGAUAAUUUCGUACUAACAAAAGGACCAAGAUCAAUCUCAAUUCAAAAGUCCCUCCAACAACUGCCAGGGUCAAAGCCCAUUCUACAGAGCGUACAAUAGCAAUUAUAAUCAAUCACACCCAGUCAGAAGGCUGAAAAUUCAGUGAACAACCCGCUCGGGAAUAUUCAUGUCAAAAACAACAAUCACUUUGAAAUUGGUUCAAAGGAAGGUGAAUUUUCAUUACCUAAUAUCCAAAUCUGACCACCCAUCUUCACUUUGAAUAAAACCUGAUAUUUAUCUGUAUAUUUCCAACAUUGACUAUAAACAUCAGAUAACACAACCUCAAACUUAACUUUAUGGAAUUCAGUCUGAAAGAAAAGUCCAAUAACCAAAUAUCCGGACAAACAUAAGCUCUUGCUUGACCAGGUCAGUUUAGUUAGUGAAAAUCCAAUUUGUAGAAAACAUAUCAAUUAAAUAAUCGUUGUCAUAGUGAGUCAAGGCGAGUCAGAUUUAUAGACGGAGAGAGCACAGCACAUCGUCAGCUGUCCGUCACUGACAAAACUAGAUUAACUUGGAAAUCCAUGAACCAACCAUCUUCCACGUGCCAGACCUGCAGUUUGGUCAAUGAUUCUGAUGGGAAGAGUGAAGGUCCAUCUGUAAAAGUCUCUCAGUGCUCUGGUCUAGGUGAUAAUUGAGCCAGUGCAACAUCAGUGUGAUGGGGGUUCUACUGUCAAGCCGGAAGAGCAAGUUGCCCACAAGUGGAUCAGAUGAAACGCUAAGUGGUAGCAAGUGCACAAGCAAACCUGAUGAGUUUCCAUCUACCCAGGGGACAUCCAACAAUUACUUAGCAUUUGCUGCAUUUCACCAAGACCCGAGGACUGGAGGGGUUCUGCAAUCUGUCAGUGAGUAUGUUGUUCUUAAUGAAUGCUCUUCAGCUGUGGAAAGACAACAGAAAAAGUUCAAUCACAAUGCUGACAAUAAAAACUCUGUAGAUCUGGCCCAGUCUAGUGACAUACUAAAGGGCAGGCGAAUGUCAAUCAAAGAUAAUCCAGGCCUGAUUGGUCGCCUAAUGACACUCGGCAGUAGCUUUGAGCCAAAAGCUUUCAAGGUGGAACCAGGCUCGAUCCUCAAGGCAUGGGGUUUAAGGCCAAGCAGCAAUGAUCCCAGUUUAAUGGACUUUCUGCAGUUGAGCACUACUGACCUUUCACAACUGGAACAGCAGAUCAUCCAUGAUGGUGUGCAAGUAAGUUUAAUGGAAAAUAACUUGGAAGAUCCGACAGAUCAAAGCCUCGUCAAUGAAUAUCCCAGCACAUCAGACCAUUAUCCAUCCAAUUUCAAUAUUCAUCAAUCAGAAAUUCAAAGUUCAACGAGAAGAAAAUAUGUUCUGGCAUCUUCUACAUUGGAAAAUGCUGGUCCGACUCAACUAGAACAUCCAAUGUUGAACAACCCUCCCAAGAGAAACUUUCCACGACUUUCAGGAAACCCCCCAUCUGCUGCUGCCCCUUCUGGUCAAACUGAAGGUGAAAGGUCAGCUGGUAAUAUCCCCUAUCUUACACGAAGGCAGCGACGGGUAGUUGACCCGCAGACUCAAACAGAACAUCUAACGUCAAACAUCACCAUGCAUGGAAGACCAAAGUAUUCAGCGACCAUCACCAUUGAUCCUGUUCGAAUGAGAGAAAAAAUAUCGCUCAGUAAUAAUCCUCAACAGGUGAGAUAUUACAUUCAGUUAAUCCCCACAGGAAUCCCAGUUGCAAGUAGCAAUGAGUCUGGCCCAUCAGAAUGUCGACCAUCAAACACCGUCGGCCUUCAGCAAACACAACGCCAUCUUGCAAUGAGCAACAUUCCUUGCCUGAAGAGACAUUCUGUGGAGAGUGAGGAUCAAGUGAGAACAAUUGGUCUAAUCAUCAGUCAAGCUUCACCUGAGAUCACUGAGCAGGGUAACUCAAUUAGCAACAAGUUGUCCAAGCAGAAGAAACAUCUCGAGUGACAAUUUUCAGUCCAACCCAACCACAACAGUCACUUAGCAAAUACAAAUCAGAACCUCAAGCAUCAGUCGAUGAUAAAAUUGCACUCCUGACCUCCACACAUCCUAUGCUGGACAACGAACGGUCUUGGUCAAGGGAAGAGUAGACUUUGUCAAUGUUAAAGGCGACUGAACAAAACUCAAACAUUAAACAUCAAAAUUUCCAAUCACACAGGAGAAUUACUUUGAAAGAAUGACAAUCUACCCCUGGAGUCCAAGUUGACGCAUCACUUUAAAUCUUAUUCGUUUGGAGAGUGAGAUCUUGAUCUCAACUGGUAAUAACAUUUCCAGCACUAGUAGUCACACGUAGUCAAACUGUGGGAGUGAUCCACAAGAACACCAGGUGAUGAGUGUAGUUUGUAAUUCAAGGGUUGACACUAGCACAUAGUACAUGAUGCCAAGACCUACUCCUAUCUGCCUGUGUAUAAUCCAUAUCCUUCCACUCUCUGCAUAUCCAAAAGUCUCUUCAAUGCCACUAUCGUAUCUGCCUCAACCACCACCCCUGGCAGUGUGUUCCAGGCAUUCACACCCUCUGUGUAAAGGAACUUGCCCCGCAAAUCUCCUUUAAACUUUACCCCUCUCACCUUAAAUCUGCAUCGUCUAGUAUUUGAUUUUCCAUCCUGGGAAACUAUCUCUGGAGACUCAAGGAACUGCAGAUGUUAAAGUCUUGAACAAAAAACAAAGUGUUGGAGGAACUCAGCGGAUCGGGC